Messenger RNA from Mya arenaria, 1268 nucleotides. Its product is annotated as developmentally-regulated GTP-binding protein 2-like. Lineage: Eukaryota; Metazoa; Mollusca; Bivalvia; Myida; Myidae. The record is from RefSeq and is a predicted model, not a curated record. Gene Ontology annotation, molecular function: GTPase activity; GTP binding. Gene Ontology annotation, biological process: cytoplasmic translation. Gene Ontology annotation, cellular component: cytoplasm. The transcript has 14 exons. The coding region runs from base 109 to 1203 and encodes 364 amino acids.
UUUAUUUAGAGAUGUCAAAAUGGCAGCUGCCAUGUGAAAACGGAAAACGUCAAACCAGACAAUCCAUUAAUUUGACCAUUUAAGGCUCAACAAGCUGAUUAAACAACCAUGGGUGUGCUAGAUAAAAUCGCAGACAUCGAGAGAGAGAUCUCGAAGACUCAAAAAAAUAAAGCAACUGAGUACCACCUGGGUCUUCUAAAAGCCAAGCUAGCCAAGUACCGGCAGCAGCUGCUAGAACCUACUGGGAAAGCUGGAGCAAAGGGUGAAGGCUUUGAUGUUAUGAAAUCUGGCGAUGCCCGGGUGGCACUGAUAGGAUUUCCAUCUGUUGGCAAGUCAACAUUACUUAAUACCUUGACAAAGACCCACAGUGAGAGUGCUAACUAUGAAUUCACGACACUCACCUGUAUUCCAGGGGUUAUCGAGCACAACGGUGCCAACAUUCAGCUUCUGGAUCUGCCUGGAAUCAUUGAAGGGGCUGCUAAAGGUAAGGGUAGAGGACGUCAGGUGAUAGCCGUGGCCCGCACUGCGGAUCUUGUCAUCAUGAUGCUGGAUGCCACUAAGAAGGAUGUCCAAAAGGAACUGUUAACAGCUGAAUUGGAAAGUGUAGGAAUCAGACUGAACAGAAGGAGACCUAAUAUUUAUUAUAAGCCUAAGAAGGGUGGUGGGGUUUCGUUCAACUCCACACUCCCUUUAACAAAGACCAGCGAGAAAAUGAUUCAGCUAAUCUUGCAUGAAUACAAAAUCUUUAAUGCGGAGGUUUUAUUCCGGGAUGAUUGCACAACCGAGGAGUUUAUUGAUGUUCUGGUUGAGGGCAGAAUCUACAUGCCUUGUCUAUAUGUGUACAACAAGAUCGAUCAGAUCUCGAUCGAGGAAGUGGACCGCCUGGCUCGCCAGCCUGACUCCGUCGUCUGCAGUUGCAAUAUGAAGCUGAACCUUGAUUACCUACUGGACACAGUGUGGCUGUGCCUGGCGCUGGUCCGCGUCUUCACCAAGAAGAGAGGAGAACCUCCAGAUUUUGAGGGGGGUCUGAUCUUACGAAGUGGCUGUACAGUGGAACAUGUGUGUCAUGCCAUUCACAGGACGCUAGUGGCAAAUUUCAAGUAUGCUUUGGUUUGGGGACAGAGUGUUAAGUUCAGUCCUCAGAGAGUUGGAUUACAGCAUACCAUGUGUCACGAUGAUGUCAUACAAGUUGUGAAAAAGUAGACAGUUCAUUUGUGCUUCGUGAUCUAUGUUUUAUAGUAAAUUGUUAAUAAAUAUAUUAUGACCAG